AUGGAUGAACUCUUUGAUGUCUUUGAUGAUCAGUCAGCUGCCAGCAAAGCACCUCCCGAGAAGCGUACGCCCAGAAAAGAUAGAAAUAAAAAGCGCCUUGCAAAUGGUGAGCCCAAGGAUAUCGAUGGUCCUACGAAUGGCACCGUGGAUUCGCCUAUGCCAGAUGCGCAACCAGAGUCAGAUAACGAUGCAAAAGAGCUAAAUGGCAAUGUCCAACACAGUCCAAAGCGACAGAAGAAGGACCCUGAACCAGAACCGCUUGUCACUGAUACCUUUGAGACCGAACAAUCGCGAGAAGUCGCGGCAUCUGCUGGGCUUCAAGCCUCGAAAGAGGGCACUGCUGUUGUUCUAUCUCAUCAGGUCAGGCAUCAGGUUGCGUUGCCGCCUGAUUAUGAAUAUGUGCCCAUAUCAGAACACAAAGCACCAGAAACACCUGCAAGAACCUGGCCAUUCACGCUCGAUCCCUUUCAACAAGUCUCGAUCGCGUCUAUUGAAAGAGGCGAGAGUGUCCUUGUUUCUGCUCAUACGAGUGCAGGAAAGACUGUUGUUGCCGAAUAUGCUAUUGCACAAAGUCUGAAAAGCAAUCAAAGGGUCAUAUAUACCAGUCCCAUCAAGGCACUGAGUAAUCAGAAAUAUCGCGAGUUCAUGGCUGAAUUCGGUGAUGUAGGCCUUAUGACUGGGGAUGUUACAAUCAAUCCAACUGCAACUUGCCUCGUUAUGACCACGGAGAUUUUGCGCUCUAUGUUAUAUAGAGGUUCUGAGAUCAUGCGUGAAGUCCAAUGGGUCAUCUUCGACGAGAUCCAUUAUUUAAGAGAUAAGUCACGAGGUGUUGUCUGGGAAGAAACCAUCAUACUCCUCCCAGACAAAGUUCGCUAUGUCUUUCUUUCGGCAACAAUACCAAAUGCGAUGCAGUUCGCAGAGUGGAUCACGAAAACACAUAAUCAGCCUGUGCACGUGGUAUAUACUGACUUCCGACCCACUCCUCUACAACACUAUUUCUUCCCUGCCGGUGCAGAUGGAAUCCAUUUGAUCGUAGAUGAGAAGGGCAACUUUCGUGAAGAGAACUUUAACAAGGCGAUGGCAACAAUAGCAGAGAAGGCGGGAGACAAUCCAAACGAUGCAGAGGCGCGGCGAAAAGGGAGAGGUAAGAAUAAGAAGCUCAACAAAGGCGGGACGAAAGGCCCUUCAGACAUUUACAAAAUUGUGAAGAUGAUUAUGAUGAAAAGCUACAACCCAGUCAUUGUUUUCAGUUUCAGCAAGAAUCAAUGCGAAGCAUAUGCCUUGCAAAUGAGUAAUCUUACCUUCAAUGAUCCCACGGAGAAGGCGAUGGUAGACAAAGUUUUCAAUAGUGCUCUUGACAUGUUGAAUGAAGAGGACAAAAAGCUACCGCAGAUUCAAAAUAUCCUGCCUCUGUUAAAACGUGGUAUUGGGAUACAUCAUUCGGGGCUGCUACCAAUUCUGAAGGAGACCAUUGAGAUCCUUUUUCAGGAGGGACUCAUCAAAGUGCUCUUCGCCACGGAAACGUUCUCUAUUGGUUUGAAUAUGCCUGCAAAAACAGUUGUCUUUACGAGUGUACGGAAAUUUGAUGGCGUCACACAACGAUGGGUCACGCCGUCAGAGUUCGUUCAGAUGUCUGGUCGCGCUGGUAGACGUGGUAUAGAUGAACGUGGUAUUGUCAUCAUGAUGAUUGAUGAGAAAAUGGAACCUUCCAUAGCCAAAGACAUUGUCCGGGGAGAGCAAGACAAGCUCAACUCUGCCUUCUAUCUGGGCUACAAUAUGAUACUCAAUCUCAUGAGGGUGGAAGGCAUCUCGCCAGAAUUUAUGUUGGAGAGAUGCUUUUACCAAUUCCAGAAUACAGCCAGUGUAUCUGGCUUGGAAAAAGAGUUGCAUGAUCUAGAGGUCCAGAGAUCAGAAAUGCAGAUAUCGGAGGAGUCAACGAUCAAAGAAUAUUACGAUUUACGAGCACAACUGAACACAUAUUCCAAAGACAUGCGAGACAUUAUCAAUCAUCCUAACUACAGCAUACAGUUCAUGCAGUCUGGUAGGCUAGUACGAAUAAAACACAUGGACUUCGACUUUGGUUGGGGAGCUAUAGUAAAUUACACGCGCAGGAGUCUUGAGCGAGGGCAAAAGCUUGAUGAUGUACCGCCCCAACAAAUGUACGUAUUAGAUGUGCUUCUGCAAGUCGCUGACAAUUCUUCAAUUGGAACAAAGACGCACGAUGAGCUACCUCCAGGCGUACGUCCUGUGGCAAGAGGCGAGAAGGGAAAGAUGGAAGUCGUCCCGAUAUUGCUGUCUUGCGUUGAAUCAAUAGGUCACAUCAGGAUCUUUUUACCCUCUGACCUAAAAUCUACUGAUCAGAGAAACUCGGUUCGCAAGUCUCUCGACGAAGUGAAGCGGCGCUUCCCGGAUGGAAUCGCGGUCCUAGACCCAAUCGAAAACAUGGGCAUCACAGACGCUGCGUUCAAAAAAUUGCUCAGAAAAAUUGAGGUUCUAGAGUCGCGAUUACUUGCGAAUCCACUUCACAAUUCGCCACGCCUCCCUAAUCUCUAUGAUCAAUACGCUGAAAAGGUCGUCAUAUCUGACAAGAUCAAAGCGGUCAAACGGAAGAUCACCGAAGCACUUUCUAUCAUGCAACUUGAUGAGUUGAAAUGUCGAAAACGCGUGUUACGACGUUUUGGCUUCAUCAACGAUGCAGAAGUUGUCCAGCUCAAAGCUCGUGUAGCAUGUGAAAUUUCGACUGGCGAUGAAUUGCUCCUCAGUGAAUUGCUCUUCGAUGGCUUCUUCAAUGAGCUCACGCCAGAACUGUGUGCAGCGGUGCUGAGUUGCUUCAUCUUUGAGGAAAAGUCCGAAGCACCAGCACUCAAAGAAGAGCUGGCUAAACCUUACCGUGAGAUACAAGCUAAGGCUAGAAUCGUUGCACGCGUCUCUCAAGAGAGCAAGUUGCCUCUGGUUGAAGAUGAGUAUGUGCAAACGUUCAAACAUCAGCUGAUGGAUGUCGUCUAUGCCUGGUCGCAUGGCAAGACCUUCGCAGAAAUCUGUAAAAUGACGGACGUUUACGAAGGUAGCUUAAUCCGCUUGUUCAGAAGGCUCGAGGAGCUACUGAGGCAGACUGCUCAGGCUGCAAAGGUCAUGGGGAACUCGGAACUUGAAAAGAAAUUUGAAGAAUCUUUGAACAAGAUCCGAAGGGACCUGGUCGCCGCCCAGAGUCUGUACCUAUAG
Molecule: messenger RNA, 3222 nt
Organism: Bacidia gigantensis
Lineage: Eukaryota; Fungi; Ascomycota; Lecanoromycetes; Lecanorales; Ramalinaceae
Gene: MTR4
Product: ATP-dependent RNA helicase mtr4
Exons: 2
Coding region: 1-3222 (1073 amino acids)
Biological process (GO): RNA catabolic process; maturation of 5.8S rRNA
Cellular component (GO): nucleus
Molecular function (GO): RNA helicase activity; ATP binding; RNA binding
Source: RefSeq, a predicted model, not a curated record